AUGAAGGGAAUUCUAUCGAAGAAAAGGAAACUGGAGGACUAUGAGACAGUGGCACUUACUGAGGAGUGCAACGCAAUUCUCCAAAAGAAACUACCUCCCAAGAUUAAAGAUUCGGGUAGUUUCACCAUUCCUUGUUCUAUAGGGAAUGUGGUUUUCGAAAAAGCACUCUGUGAUUUAGAGGAAAGUGUGAAGUUAAUGCCUCUAUCUAUUUAUCAAAAACAUAAAUUGGGGGAAGCGAGACCAAAUAUUGUUACACUACAAAUGGCAAAUCGCUCAGUCAAACAUCCUUGGGGUAUUAAUGAGGAUGUACUAGUAAAGGUGGAUAAAUUUAUCUUCCCUGCAGAUUUCAUUAUUCUCGACAUGGAGGAAUAUACUAAUAUCCUAAUAAUUCUUGGAAGGCCAUUCUUGGCUACCGGUAGUGUUUCCUAG
Humulus lupulus (European hop) is the source of this 429-nucleotide messenger RNA. RefSeq lists its product as uncharacterized. The record is from RefSeq and is a predicted model, not a curated record. The transcript has a single exon. NCBI's taxonomy places the organism in Eukaryota, Viridiplantae, Streptophyta, Magnoliopsida, Rosales, Cannabaceae. Bases 1 to 429 code for a protein of 142 amino acids.